AUGUUGCCAUCAGUCGUUUGUCUGUUGGUUCAAAAAAGUGCUUCGUUCAAUCCCAACCGCCUACAGAAAAAAAAAAAAACAAAUAUGUAUUAUUUAUAUUCUUCAUCUGUGGCAAGCUGGCACAUGCGCACAUCAAGACUCGUUGGCCAGCUAUCUAUCUAUCUAUCUAUCUAUCUAUCUAUCUAUCUAUCUAUUCAGUGUAGUCAUGUACUUGUAAAAUUUAACUACCUACGUUAUCUAUCUAUCUAUCUAUCUAUCUAUCUAUCUAUCUAUCUAUCUAUCUAUCUAACACAUAAUGUACUGUAUUACAGUCUGUUUUUAUCUAUCUAUCUAUCUAUCUAUCUAUCUAUCUAUCUAUCUAUCUAUCUAUCUAUCUAUCUAUCCAUUCGGAAGUAUCUAUCUAUCUAUCUAUCUAUCUAUCUAUCUAUCUAUCUAUCUAUCAUGUGUUUGAAGAAGUCUCCAGCGGAAAAAAAAAUGAUUUGCCAGAUAUGA
Messenger RNA from Acanthosepion pharaonis, 492 nucleotides. Lineage: Eukaryota; Metazoa; Mollusca; Cephalopoda; Sepiida; Sepiidae. The record is from the annotation of a GenBank genome assembly.